AUGGCAGAAAAUGAUGAUUAUUUAGAGUCCAUUGACAACAAUCACUUGGACGGAACCAACGGUUCAAUAAACAUGACCGACAAUAGCAUCGGCGUUGGUGAUGAAGCUUCUGGUACGGAGGUACCUGAUUUAGCUGCUAUAAAAGCAAGAGUUCGUGAAAUGGAAGAAGAGGCAGAAAAGUUAAAACAGAUGCAAACAGAAGUAGACAAACAAAUGAGCAUGGGCAGCCCACCAGGACUUACAAGCCCACUGAAUAUGUCAAUAGAAGAGAAAAUUGAGGCUGACAACAGAUCAGUUUAUGUUGGCAAUGUGGACUAUGGUGCUACAGCUGAAGAGCUGGAGCAACACUUUCAUGGUUGUGGCUCUAUUAACAGGGUGACAAUAUUAUGUAAUAAGUUUGAUGGCCACCCCAAAGGCUUUGCCUAUAUAGAGUUUGGAGAUAAAGAUAGUGUACAAACAGCUAUGGCAAUGGAUGAGUCUUUAUUCAGAGGUCGCCAAAUAAAGGUUAUGCCCAAGCGCACGAACAAACCAGGGUUAUCAACGACAAACCGGCCGCCGCGGACGAUGCGCGGUCGCCCGCGGCGCGGUAGUUUCACGCCGUACAACUCGGUCUACCGACCCGUGCGUCGCGGCAGAGGGUACAGGCGCGGCAUGUAUUACUCUCCGUACUGA
Parnassius mnemosyne (clouded apollo) is the source of this 672-nucleotide messenger RNA. Lineage: Eukaryota; Metazoa; Arthropoda; Insecta; Lepidoptera; Papilionidae. The record is from the annotation of a GenBank genome assembly.